AUGUCGGCCAUAGAAUCUCCGACAGUCACAGCGACUGACUCCCGCGCCGGUACUCUCCAACCAGAGUCAACCAUACCUUCCUCCCCGAUGACCGAACUCACGAGCGCCGAAACGAAAGCAGUCUCGGAAAACGAGAGAAACGAAGUACAGGGUCAAUCGGCCGAGAAUGAAACCGAGGAUACUGAGGGUAUGGACAACAAGGCCAAGGCCUUGAUUAAUUUGCUAAAGACCAGUUCGGUAUUUGUCGCCAUCAUGUCGGACAAAAUGAAGAAACAACAGGAGGAAGCUCGGCAGCAGGCCAUCAAACGCCAACAAGCUGCGGCCGAAGACAAACAAGCCAAGCCACACAAGGAAACAAGCACCCGGCGUGCGACGAGAAAUCGAACUUCCGGAGUGGACCUGCCAGUGGAAGAUAACUCAACGGGCGCCGAGGCUCCAGCACCAAAGAGGAGGGGACGCCCGAGAAAGAGCACUGCGGGUGUCAAUACUAUCUCGAGCUACUUUCAAAAGGCUGAGGUGGAGGUCAAGGAGGAUAAUCCUACCGUAAAGGAAGCCCUGGAGCAGGCAGCGAAUGAAUACGAGUCCAAGCCAACGGCUCUCGGUGAACAAGAGUUGGUUGCUACUCGACAGCCGACACUAGUGACUGGUGGCAAGAUGCGGACAUACCAGCUUGAGGGCCUCGAAUGGCUGAAGACCUUGUGGAUGAACGGCCUCUGCGGGAUUCUUGCGGACGAGAUGGGACUGGGUAAAACAGUCCAAGCCAUCUCAAUGAUUGCGUUCUUAAAGCAGAACAAAGUCUCUGGUCCUUUCCUGAUCUCCGCGCCCCUCAGUACCGUGAGUAACUGGGUGGACGAAUUUAACAGAUGGUGUCCUAGCCUUAAUACCGUUCUUUAUCAUGGGUCCAAGGCUGAGCGUGCGUCGCUGCGAAGUAAGCACAUGCAAAUGCGCAAGCAAGGAGAUAUGGACUUUCCCAUCAUCUGCACUUCGUAUGAGAUAUGUAUGAAUGACCGGAAAUUUCUCGGGAAGUACCAAUGGAGAUACAUCAUUGUGGAUGAGGGACACCGCCUGAAAAACAUGAACAGCCGCCUUAUCAAGGAGCUCAUGACUUACAACUCUGCCAACCGGCUGCUGAUUACCGGUACGCCGCUGCAGAACAAUAUCUCUGAGCUGUGGUCAUUGUUACACUUCCUUCUUCCCGAAGUGUUCAAUGAUCUAAACAGUUUUGAGAGCUGGUUUGAUUUUUCUUCUGUCUUGGAUGACAACGGACAGGCAGAGGUCGUGGAGCGUAGGAAACGCAAUAUUGUCUCUACUAUGCAUUCCAUCUUGAAACCAUUCCUCCUCCGACGCGUUAAGACAGACGUUGAGACCGACCUUCCGAAGAAGCGGGAGUACAUUCUGUACGCACCCCUCACAUCCGAGCAAAAGGAACUCUAUCGGGAGAUCCUCAGUGGGACUGGUCGACAGUACCUUGAAACAAAGGCCCUGGAGCGCUUGACUGCAAAGAACCCAACGCUUUCUCGAUCUUCGAGCCGAAAGCGACGGCGUGAGAGCAGCGAGCCCGAUACUCCUAACAAGAGCAUGCGCUCUAGCGAAUCUGCCACUCCUAGUAGUGGCAUCAGUGCCAGCACCAACACUAUCAGCUCUAGUCGCCGACGUCGAGGCCCACAAAGCUACAAGGAGAUGGGUGACAGGGAAUUCGACAAAAGACUGCGCCUGCUGGAUCAGGGAAUCGAGAUUGAAGAAGAGGAAAAUGAGCCAAGCGAUACGGAACUUGAGGAGAAUGCAAGAGUCGAGACAAUGAAACUUGCGAAGAAGGAAAUCUCGCAGAAAAAGAUGCAAAACCCUGUCUUGCAGGCUCGGUUAGCUUGCAAUUCUCCGCACAACUUCUACUGGCCGUGGACUGAUGAGUCCUCGGAGGUAGACGAGUCGCUUGUAUCGGCUUCUGGAAAGAUGCUUCUUCUGGACCGCCUAGUUCCCACUCUCUUGAAGAAGGGACAUAAAGUCCUGAUCUUCUCUCAAUUUAAGACUCAGUUGAGUAUCAUCGAAGAAUGGGCCACGCAUCUGCGAUCCUGGCCCUGCUGUCGGAUCGACGGAGCCAUGAGCCAGGCCGAUCGGCAGGAGCAAAUCAAGGCAUUCAAUACCACCAAGUCUCAUAAGAUCUUUCUUCUCAGCACUCGUGCCGGCGGACAGGGUAUCAACCUUACAGCCGCAGACACAGUGAUUCUGUUCGAUUCGGACUGGAACCCUCAACAAGAUCUCCAAGCCCAGGACCGUGCUCACCGUAUCGGUCAAAAGAAACCUGUGAUCGUGUACCGAAUUGCAACCAAGGGCACUGUCGAACAAACUCUGCUUGAAAAAGCAGACUCCAAGCGCCGUCUUGAACGUCUCGUCAUUCAAAAGGGGAAAUUCCGUUCUCUGCUUGACACCAGUGCCAACGCGCAUGAGCUCGAAGACCUGCGCCAGGCUCUCGGGGAGGAUGAAUUUGAGCGUUUCGAGCUGAAUGACCAAUCAAUUCUCUCAGACGAUGAACUUGCGGUCUUGACUGAUCGUAGCGAGGAGGCCUAUUUGCGGGCCGAGAAGGGCUUGGAUAAAACCGGGCACGCAUUUGUGGCCGUGGAGACCAAGCGCGACGGUGGUGAGACCCUCAUGGCGUAG
Messenger RNA from Penicillium argentinense, 2655 nucleotides. RefSeq names its product putative SNF2 family helicase/ATPase PasG. Gene Ontology annotation, molecular function: chromatin binding; ATP binding; ATP-dependent chromatin remodeler activity. The record is from RefSeq and is a predicted model, not a curated record. NCBI's taxonomy places the organism in Eukaryota, Fungi, Ascomycota, Eurotiomycetes, Eurotiales, Aspergillaceae. The coding region runs from base 1 to 2655 and encodes 884 amino acids. The transcript has 4 exons. Gene Ontology annotation, cellular component: pericentric heterochromatin; nucleus. Gene Ontology annotation, biological process: lymphocyte proliferation; pericentric heterochromatin formation; DNA methylation-dependent constitutive heterochromatin formation.